AAAUACGAAUGUCAUAGCUAAGAAAGAAGUCUUGAUUCACAGUGUAGGGUUUCAACUUUGAAGCAAUUGGUGGUUGGAAAAAGAAGAGAAGAAAAUGAAUGAAAGCACAGAGAGCCAGAAGCGUGAAGCUGAUUCAGAAAGCAAGGAGGAUGGGGUUGCUUCGAAGAAGGUCAAGAUCGAAUCAUCUGUAAUGGGUUCGGAUGAGAAUGGUGUGAACCAAUUGACUUUCCACAUUGAAGCUGAUGCUGCUGAGGAUAAGGGUUCGAGGCAUGCCAUGGAAGAUGCAUGGGUGCUUCUUCCUGAUGCAAGUUUAGAUUACCCUGGAAAUUUGAGAUGUGCACACUUUGCAAUUUAUGAUGGACACGGAGGUCGGUUAGCUGCAGAAUAUGCUCAAAAGCAUUUGCAUGGGAAUGUUCUUUCAGCUGGAUUACCACGUGAGUUGUUGGACAUAAAGACAGCUAAACGAUCUAUCCUGGAUGGUUUUCGUAAAACUGACGAGUCUCUUCUUCAAGAAAGUUCUGAAGGGGGGUGGCAGGAUGGUGCUACAGCCGUAUGUGUGUGGGUAUUGGGACAAAAAGUUUUUGUUGCAAAUGUAGGGGAUGCCAAAGCAGUUUUAGCUCGGUCAACUGUAACUGAUGGAUCCCAAAAUCACUCUGAUGGAGUUCAGGCACUGAAGGCCAUUGUUUUGACAAGAGAACACAAACCUAUCUUCCCACAAGAGCGUUCACGCAUUCAGAAGGCUGGUGGUUUUGUGAGCUCAGAUGGACGAUUACAAGGACGACUAGAAGUUUCUAGGGCUUUUGGUGAUCGCCAGCUCAAAAAGGUGGGUGUCACUGCAACCCCAGAUAUCUAUUCUUUUGACCUAACUGAUAGAGUGCACUUCAUCAUUCUUGGCUGUGAUGGCUUGUGGGGGGUGUUUGGUCCCAGUGAUGCUGUUGAUUUUGUUCGGAAGUUAUUGAAUGAAGGGCUACCUGUUACAUCUAUUAGUCGCCGACUUGUAAGGGAAGCUGUUCGUGAGCGCCGUUGUAAAGAUAACUGUACUGCCAUUGUCAUUGUAUUCAAACGCAAUUAAUCCGAGGCACCAUCUCAAUGUGUUAUACCAGCUAGGGUUCCUCUAGAAUUAGGAUUUGUUUUCAGAUACUGCUUUCAAAAGCAAUGUUAAUUGUAUGAAUAUGAAUUACCUAUCACCACAAACAAGUGGUGGCACUGAACGCUUAUUGAAUAGCUUUUUGGUUAUGAUAGUGGUGCAUUAUUGCUGUCAUUGCAGUACAUGUUGAAGUA
Abrus precatorius (Indian licorice) is the source of this 1281-nucleotide messenger RNA. RefSeq names its product probable protein phosphatase 2C 8. NCBI's taxonomy places the organism in Eukaryota, Viridiplantae, Streptophyta, Magnoliopsida, Fabales, Fabaceae. Gene Ontology annotation, molecular function: protein serine/threonine phosphatase activity. The record is from RefSeq and is a predicted model, not a curated record. The coding region runs from base 95 to 1072 and encodes 325 amino acids. The transcript has 10 exons. Gene Ontology annotation, biological process: protein dephosphorylation.